CUUGCUGCUGAGCCGGCACCCAGAACAGAACGGACGGGACGGGACGGCGUGAGGGAACGCAGCCCCCGAGAUGAGAUUUUGGCAGGGAAGGUGUUGCUGUGAGAGGAGGAUUUUGUGAGUUGUGAGUGGAUUCACAAGUGUAUGAGGUGUGUCAGAGAUGCUGGGUGGAGAUCUGGUGGCGGUGUGGGAGGUGGCGCUGAGCGACGGCGUGUUCAGGAUUGAGUUCGCUCAUGGCACCACGACGGGCAAACGAGUCGUUUGUGUCAAUGGACAGGAAGUCAUUAGGAAAGACUGGAUGUUCAAGCUGGUUGGGAAGGAAACCUUCACGGUGGGAAGCACGCAGACGAAAGCCACCAUAAACAUCGAGGCCCUCACCGGCUUCGCCUACGAAUACACCCUGGAGGUCGGCGGCAAGAGCCUGGAGAAGUUCAUCCACGACCGGGCCAAGAUGUCCAAGACGUGGCUGCUCAGGGUGGACGGGGACGACUGCAGGAUCGUGCUCGAAAAAGACACAAUGGAUGUGUGGUGUAACGGACAGAAGUUGGACGUGAUGGGAGAGUUUGUAGACGACGGCACAGAGACACACUUCACGCUGGGGGAACACGAGUGCUGCAUCAAGGCCAUAAGCAGCGGGAAGAAAAACCGCGGCAUCAUGCACGUCUUACUGGUCGAUGGAGAGAACAUCCCGGGGGUGGGACCGUGACACUGGACCCGGCUGCUGCAGCACCACCGGACUGACCGAUCCACUUUCAGAGAGAUUACAUGAAGGCAACUAUCUGUGAACUGUUUGUGCAGAUACCAUGAGAGCAAUGAUCUGACUGUGCUUCUUCAUGGGGGAUCAAUACACUUGAAUUGUUUACAUGCAGUGUAGUGAAAACAGCAUCAUGUGUGCAAAUAUAGCAAAUAAACAUUAAUAUGCAGCAGUAA
Molecule: messenger RNA, 927 nt
Organism: Myripristis murdjan (pinecone soldierfish)
Lineage: Eukaryota; Metazoa; Chordata; Actinopteri; Holocentriformes; Holocentridae
Product: fas apoptotic inhibitory molecule 1-like
Exons: 4
Coding region: 158-703 (181 amino acids)
Biological process (GO): negative regulation of extrinsic apoptotic signaling pathway via death domain receptors
Source: RefSeq, a predicted model, not a curated record